GGGAAGGGGAAAGGCGGCGGAGCGCGGGUCAGAGCGCAGAGAGGCUGGCGGAGCUCCUUGCGGCUCAGUGCAGCGCACCCACGAGCCCAGGGCGCGGUGUCCAACUAGCAGACGGCGCCCCUCGGAGCCUCGCCGCGAGGCAGGACUAAAUGGAAAGAGACUACAGGGCUGAUCAGAGAGGAUGAGAAACAAGGAAUGCUUCUGAAGGAGCUCCCAAAGACAAUACUGAGACCCUAGAUGUGUCCAGGGACAUCCUGAAGAAGCUGAGGGGCUGAGGAGCCUUAGGGCACCCACAGGGAGAUUCCUGAAGCCGACUAGGAGCCACUGAAUUUGUCUGCUGUUUGAGUUUCCUUGGAUUCUUGUCCCACCUCAAUCCCUGUUGCUAUGGAGACCACCAAUGGUACUGAGACCUGGUACAAGAGUCUGCAUGCUGUGCUGAAGGCUCUAAAUACCACUCUUCACAGCAACUUGCUCUGCCGGCUGAGUCCAGACAACCUGACUGAGGAGCGGCGCGCCAGCCUACCUGGCCGUGAUGACAACUCCUACAUGUACAUUCUCUUUGUCAUGUUCCUAUUUGCUGCCACUGUGGGCAGCCUCAUCCUGGGAUACACCCGCUCCCGCAAAGUGGACAAGCGCAGUGACCCCUAUCAUGUGUACAUCAAGAACCGUGUGUCCAUGAUCUGAUGCUAGGAGGCUUGAGAUGGCAGAUUAAGACACCUGAGGAUUAUCUUCUGGGGCCUCCAGAACUCAGCUAUGGACCAUGUCAGGCCUCAGUGUCCUUAUCUGUAAGAUCAACAAGAAACUGCUGAGAGAGGUCAUUAUUGGGGUAGGUGAAGAGGGUCUAGGAGACCUGGGCCUUGUAGAUAAGGAUUUUUUUCCAGCAAAAAUAGACUUCAUAGACAGUGGGAGCCCUAUGAACAAAUAUAUAGAAGUAGCAACAUAUGAUGACCAAUCAGUAGUUUAGUGGCCAGAGUACUGGGGGCUUGGAGCUGGAGGAAGGAGAAGAGGAAGUUGUAUUAGAGGGAAAUGAAAUAGGAAGAUGCCCUGAGGACACAUUUUUUGAUUUGUGACCUUCAACAAACAUGAGCAGCAGCAGUGAUUGUCCCAUAUCACAGACAGGAAAUCUGAGUAAUGUUAUUUAUUUAUAUUUGCCCACAUUUGAUGUUUUCCUACCCAUUUAAUAUUUGUGAUUUUACUCCCAAGAGGGAAGCAGAGCAAGUGCCAUUCUGUCAAUUUGGGCCAGAGCAGUCCCAUGACUGGCACCCAGUAACUCUGGGCUCCUUGCCUAGUGCUUUUCAAAAGUCUGUGCCACCCAGGAAUGGAUCUAGACCUGAAACAUAUACAAUUCUGGGGGGUCCUCCUGAAAAAAAAAGAGAAUUUAAAAAUAACUUAAUUUUGUAAAUAUUACAAAAAUAUAUUACCAUGUUAAUACAUUGUUAGGGCCCCUCCUAAGACCUUAAGAAAGAGCCACAUGAGUACAGGGCCCUGAUUGUUAAGCCUCAUUAGCUCCGAGGUUCCUGUGCCCCUCCAGCCAUGUCCCAGUGCCCUUCCCAGCCACACUCCAAGCAUGGGGACUUCACUACCUCUAAGGCAGCCUUCAACAUUUUGAUUGAAUUCUGUGAGAACUUUUGAUACCAAGUUGAAAUCUGCAUCUAGAAGAUUAUUAUCACACAUAGAUCACACAUAGAAGAUUGCUAUAUUAAAAGAAACAACAUGAAAAGGCAGGUGCCUGAUUCAUUGGAGAGAGAACCAGCCCUGAUUCUACCAUGAGUGUGGUGUAUAAUAAACUGGCUAGACAUUUCUCUCUCUGCCUCUUUUCCCUCUUUGGCACUGUGAAAUAGUUAGAAAGUUGAAACAAUUGAAAGUCUCUGAGGACUCUACCAGAUCUGACAUUCUAGGCUUCACAUACAUUGAUCUGAACAUACAUUGAUCUGAACCAUACAAAACUUGUAGGUCAAAAACAGCUGAAUAACAGUACUUUCAUGCGGUUCAGCUGAAUACGUGAAAUGUGGCAGGUAAAUACUUUACAAGCUACAAAUCCCAGGCUGGAACCUCCCACUGUUCUGUUUGAUUUCUAUUUGUAAGGAAUCUCCAUGGGGUCUCUAGAAAGCCCCAUUAAAACAUACAUAUUUGUGUUUAGCAAAAACUCUGAAAGAAUAUUACGAUAGCACUUAUCUCUGAAGAGAAGGAUUACGGGUGAUUUUCCCUUUCUACUUUAAAAAUUUAUGUAAUAUUUGAUUUGUUUGACUAUGAAUGUAUUUCUUGUAUAAUAAGGUGGGAAAAGCUACUUCCACUUUGAAAAAUAAAAAUAAAUGCCUGUGUGUUUCUUGAAUGGAAGAUCACAGAGCAUUGGCUCCUGUGA
Messenger RNA from Camelus dromedarius (Arabian camel), 2362 nucleotides. It is a transcript of the gene KCNE3, whose product is annotated as potassium voltage-gated channel subfamily E regulatory subunit 3. The coding region runs from base 385 to 684 and encodes 99 amino acids. Gene Ontology annotation, cellular component: membrane. Gene Ontology annotation, molecular function: potassium channel regulator activity; transmembrane transporter binding; delayed rectifier potassium channel activity. Gene Ontology annotation, biological process: potassium ion export across plasma membrane; regulation of heart rate by cardiac conduction; regulation of ventricular cardiac muscle cell membrane repolarization. Lineage: Eukaryota; Metazoa; Chordata; Mammalia; Artiodactyla; Camelidae. The record is from RefSeq and is a predicted model, not a curated record. The transcript has 4 exons.